This is a messenger RNA of Penicillium nucicola, 1617 nucleotides long. RefSeq names its product putative methionine permease. NCBI's taxonomy places the organism in Eukaryota, Fungi, Ascomycota, Eurotiomycetes, Eurotiales, Aspergillaceae. Gene Ontology annotation, molecular function: L-amino acid transmembrane transporter activity. The record is from RefSeq and is a predicted model, not a curated record. The transcript has 4 exons. Gene Ontology annotation, biological process: amino acid transmembrane transport. Gene Ontology annotation, cellular component: membrane. The coding region runs from base 1 to 1617 and encodes 538 amino acids.
AUGGGCAUCCAAGAAACACAACCGCUUCUCGGUCCAAGCCACUCCGAUGCUCGUUCACAAAGUACACUCCAACCACAAGAAAAUGCACAUGAAGAACUCCCAACGCCAUUCCCCGACACCCUACCAGGAGCGACCUACAGAAAAAGCCUCAACUGGUCAAGCGCAUACAUAUUAGUCGUUUCCCGUGUCAUCGGCAGCGGCAUUUUCGCUACUCCAGGCUCGAUCGUGAAAUCUGCCGGGAGUAUCGGACUAACACUUCUAGUAUGGCUGGUCGGUACGAUAUUAUCAGCUUGUGGUCUGGCAGUGUCGAUGGAAUUCGGCUGUAUGCUACCACGGUCAGGAGGGGAAAAGGUGUACCUUGAGUAUACCUAUCCCCGACCGCGGUUUCUUGCCUCGAGUCUCAUAGCAACCCAGGCGGUGCUCUUGGGAUUCACGGCGAGCAACUGUAUCAUUUUCUCCAAGUAUAUCUUCUUCGCACUGGGUCUUGUACCGACUGAGUCUCAGCAUAAGGCGCUUGCGGUUGGCCUUUUAACGGUCAUCACGGUGGUUCAUGGUGGCUUCUUGAGAACUGGGAUCUAUAUCCAGAAUGUUCUGGGAUGGGUGAAGAUAUUCCUUAUUGGUGCCAUGUCUUUGACGGGGAUCUGGGUGGUAUUUCUCCAAUUCUUUGGAAAUACUGAUGACUUUUCUCCGGGAACCAAGUCUGGUAGUUCCUUUUCUUGGGAUGCAUUGUGGGAGGGUUCCAACUGGAGCUGGAGUGUGCUUUCGACAGCUUUGUUCAAAGUCUACUAUUCCUAUGCUGGUCUAAGCAACGUGAACAAUGUUCUCAACGAAGUGCAUGACCCAGUCGGUAUAGUGAAGACCGUUUGUCCCACUGCUCUGCUGACAGCUGGGGCAUUGUAUACCUUGGCCAAUCUUUCAUACUUCCUCGUCAUUCCCCUGGAAGAAAUCAAAAACAGCGGCGAAUUGGUGGGCGCAUUGCUGUUUGAACGAUUGUUUGGGGAUCAUAUUGGAAAGAUCUUCUUCCCGCUUGCCAUCGCCAUUUCAGCAGCUGGGAAUGUGAUGGUGGUGACAUUCGCCUUGGCGCGUGUGAACCAAGAGAUAGCACGGCAAGGGUUCCUUCCCUGGCAAAAUGUCCUUUCGUCAACAAGACCAUUUGGCACUCCGCUCGGGGGACUGAUUGUGCACUAUAUCCCCUCUGCCCUUGUCAUAGCUCUCCCACCACAGGGCGACGUCUACAACUUUAUCCUAGAUUUGGAGGGUUAUCCAGGACAGAUUUUUGCACUGGCAGUUACCGUCGGUCUACUUAUAGUUCGAUAUAGAGAGCCAGAUCUGACACGGCCCUUUAAGGCUUGGUUACCGGCUGUCUGGCUCCGAGUUGCGGUUUGUUUGACUCUGUUAAUAACGCCCUGGAUCCCACCGCCUGAUUGGCAAGGGGACGUUGAUUUCUUCUAUGCGACCUAUGCAAUUGUUGGGAUUGGAAUUCUCCUUUUCGGGGUUCUCUAUUGGUAUGUCUGGACGGUGCUGCUGCCUCGGUUGGGGGGUUAUGAACUCGAGGAAGAGAAGGAGAUCAUUGGUGAUGGAACUAGCGUUGUCAAAUUGGCGCGUGUAUAUGGUUAG